CUCCUCCUCCUCCCCACUCUUAGCGCAUCUGCUAGACUCUGGACAGAACGACGUGAGGUUGCGUGGAGAACAUAGCAAUACUGGUGCAGGUUUUUUCAACAUUUAAUGUAGUGUAAAUUAGACUUACUUUGAAAAGUCAUUGAAUGUACCUUAUUUUCAACGGGAAAAUGAUAUACCACAUAAAGUAAAAUAUUAGUAAUUAUCAGUCAUAACCUAUUUAGUUGAAUUAGUUGUAUUAUGGGAGUGCGUUCAUUUGUCACGCUUUAUGCGUGUGCGCACGUAUGUUUAUUCGUUUGCAUACUGCAAACUGUCCAAUCUCAGCGGAAUCCACCAGAGACAAGGCCAGGAAAUAACCAAGCCGCAGGUACAUUACGGCAGACAAUACAAUGGGCGCACAAUGGUAAAGUUUUUAGCCUUCUGAGUCACGGCUCGGAAUAUCGACCACCAAAGCAAAGAGGCGCCGAUAAAGAGCAAGUCCAAGAGAGACCUGUCACCAUCAUUAGCGAUGGGGAAGCCAAAAAACCCUCUGAUUCAUCGAAACCGCUUCCCUCAUCUAUUCACACAGUGUCCGGCGCAGGAGCGCGCCCGCGCUGGAUACCACCUCGAGUUUCAAGGCCCCCUAGGGGACGGGGACAGGGGCACCAGCAACAGGAUGCCCAUCCAAGUGGCCUUGCAGAAACGAAGGCAAAUGGCACGACGAAUGGGACACAGGACAAACCGUCACCAUCGCCGAGAAGAGAAGACAUGAUGGCAGGAGAUGAUCCUUACAACCCAUACAAGACCUCAGAUUCAGAUAAUCCUUACUACAAUUACUAUGACGUGUACGAGAGUCCCAGGCGCAGAGAGAGACCUGGAUAUGGCACAAGGUACCAUCAGAACGGUCUGCCUGAUCUUGUGCCAGAUGCAUACUACAUUCAAGCCUCUGCAUAUGUCCAGAGAGUUCCUAUGUACAACCUCCGAUGUGCAAAUGAAGAGAACUGCUUGUCAAGUUCAGCCUACAGAGCAAGAGACUAUGACACCCGCAUGCUUCUGAGGUUCCCACAACGUGUGAAGAACCAGGGGACAGCUGACUUCCUGCCAAGCAGACCGCGCUACUCCUGGGAAUGGCACAGUUGUCACCAACAUUACCACAGCAUGGACGAGUUCAGCCACUAUGACCUGCUGGAUUCCGGUGGGAGGAGUGUGGCUGAGGGACACAAGGCCAGCUUCUGCCUGGAGGACAGCUCCUGUGACUACGGCUACUACAGACGCUUUGCUUGCACCUCACACACCCAGGGCCUUAGUCCAGGAUGUUAUGAUACCUAUAACGCAGACAUCGACUGCCAGUGGAUUGAUAUUACAGAUGUGAAACCUGGGAACUAUGUCCUGAAGAUCAGUGUGAACCCCAGCUAUCAGGUUCCAGAGUCUGACUACAGCAACAACAUUGUGCGCUGUGAGGUCCGCUAUACUGGCAACUACGCCUAUGUGUCAGGAUGUCACGUCUCACACUAUUAAGAGGGGGAUGUCACUCUCCAAACCACUGAGAAGCAAUUCUGUGAAAACUCCAUAGCAGAAAAUGACAGAAAAUUUGUGGAUAAAGCACACAUGGAUAACUGCAAUUAUGUAAAAAUGGCCAUACUAUUACCAAAUUGACAGUUGACCAAUUUGUCUGGUUAAUGGAAGAAAAAAAACUCUGAGGUACAUUUUAUUCCUAAAUUAAGCAUGUUUUUGUAAAGCCAUUCUGUAUGUUCAAUGAGGAGGUAAUAAAAUAUGGAUCUAAUUACUUGAUAGGUUUAGAAUGAAAAGUAUAGCCUCUAUAUUACAUAGCCUAUAGUUGGUUUUAAAAGGUCUAAACCAAAUACAUUGAAUUUCAGAUGUUAAAACCCCACCAACAUUCGAAAUGGCUUGUUUUUUUUACAUAUCAAUUACAAUAUUCAGCACCACAUUGUAUGGAAUCCAUCUUCAGCUUGCUUAAAAAGCACAAAAUGUAGCGCAUGGUGAGAUACAAUUUUGUUUUUAACCAUGGCAUAUUUCCCUCAUCGUUGUAUGUGUUUUACGUCAAACAUAUCAUCACUUUAAUCCACUCUUUCUAUAAUUAUUCACAUUUGCUUGCUAUAGCUUGUAUGUUUACAACUCAAGUUCAAGGUCACUUUAGAUUUUUUAAUUACAUUAAAGGGUUUGAAAAUUGGUAUUUAUUAGCAGUACACAGAUCAGUUUUUUUGUAGGCCCAGGAAUCAACUUCCAAAAAUGAAAUUUAGCAUGAAAUUAAUUAUCAAAUGGAAAAAUAUUCUCUCAGUCCCAUUGCAAAAUGUGUAGAAUUGCAGGAAUUUAACUCUAAAAUGUAUCCUCUGUCAAGAGGUGGGCCACUAAAAUGUUUUGCUCACAAGUUGCCCAUCCCUGAGUAAAAGUAUUUCCCAUAUAGUACUGGAUACUGUACAUACUGUGCCUGUGCUCUGAACCAAAUAUUCAAACAGAAUUAGGAUUCAUUUGUUUUGUGAAAUGCUUUACUUAUGGUUAGUCUGCGAGCUCUCUUUCGUGCUGUUUUGUUUGAUAUUUAUGCAAUGAAAAAGCUCAUAUAACUGCACCGUUUUGAUGUAUUCCAGGAAAUCUACUUGAAUAAAUCAUUGUGACAUUCA
Messenger RNA from Oncorhynchus gorbuscha (pink salmon), 2615 nucleotides. It is a transcript of the gene loxa, whose product is annotated as lysyl oxidase a. Gene Ontology annotation, biological process: peptidyl-lysine oxidation. Bases 238 to 1494 code for a protein of 418 amino acids. Gene Ontology annotation, molecular function: protein-lysine 6-oxidase activity; copper ion binding. The record is from RefSeq and is a predicted model, not a curated record. NCBI's taxonomy places the organism in Eukaryota, Metazoa, Chordata, Actinopteri, Salmoniformes, Salmonidae. The transcript is spliced from 7 exons.